Messenger RNA from Caenorhabditis remanei, 1212 nucleotides. RefSeq lists its product as uncharacterized. Bases 1 to 1212 code for a protein of 403 amino acids. Gene Ontology annotation, biological process: chromatin organization; regulation of DNA-templated transcription. Gene Ontology annotation, cellular component: nucleus; NuA4 histone acetyltransferase complex. The transcript is spliced from 6 exons. NCBI's taxonomy places the organism in Eukaryota, Metazoa, Nematoda, Chromadorea, Rhabditida, Rhabditidae. The record is from RefSeq and is a predicted model, not a curated record.
AUGGAACCCCUCUUUGAAGUCGGAGAGGUGUUCGUCUGCCUCUUCGAGAAGCAGCACCCAUAUGAAGCAAAAAUGAUUGGAAUGAGAGAAGAGAGAGGUGUUGACCACUACGUCAUCCAUUACAUCGGAUGGCAUAAGCGACAUAAUGAAAUCAUUCCGUUCGGGGAGGAGGAAGGAAAAAUGUUCAAAGGGAACCUAAAGCAGUUUGCCGAGGAGCAUCCGGAAAUCGAGAUCCCAGCGGAUGCACACAAAGGAGCAAAGCGUGGAAGAGCACCAAACCCGAAGAAUUUGGAAGGAGAGACGAGUAUUGAGAAGAAAGAUGAGGGAGGAGAAGAAGAAGAAGUUGAGAAGAAGAAUGAUGAGGAAGAAGUCGAAGAUCGAGUCGAGGACGGAGUAGAAGAGGUAGUAGGACCAGUUGAGAACGUAGUAGAAGAAGAAAAAGUGGAGAAGAAGAAGGAUGAGGAGGUCGAAGAACGAGUCGUGGACACCGUCAAAGAUGUAGGAGGGCCAGAAGAAGAAGUAGAAGUUGUGGAGCAGGUUGAGAAGAAACCUGAGAAGAAAGCUGAAAAGCUGAAAUCAAAGAAAAAAGAAAAAGCGAAUGUCGUUGUGAACGAUCAACCUCCGUCAGUCUUCCCAAAAAGUCCAGUUUGCCUGGAUGCUCUGGAACCGCCUCUCUCCAACACGCUUAGAGAUAUUCUGGUCGAAGACCUGGACUACGUCAACAAAUACUUUGUCACUCGCCUCCCCGUUGGUGUGUCAGUAGAGGAUAUCAUGGUUGAGUACAAGAAGCAUCUUCAAGCCACCAAAAAAAGACAAUUGAAGCAACUCAGGAAUCCGGAUAUUGAGAAAAAGAAGAAAGAAAUCAUUGCGGAGACCGACAAGUUGCUUGCCACUGCUAAUGGCAUUGUCCCUAUCUUCAACGCAGCGCUUGGGUUGUUGAAAACUGGGAUCGUCUACUCGAAAGGAUGUGAAGAAACCGAAAAAUCAUGCAUUGCGAUUAUUUCCAAUGGUGGAUGUUUAAUGGAUUUGGAUCUCCCAGAGUGGAAGCCUCAAAUAAAACUGCAUCGUUUUCCAAAAACCCGAUGGCACGAAGAGAAAAAUGAAAUAAAAAGAACAGAUGUUGUCACCAGCCGUGGCUCGACCCGCAACACUCCACACUACCAACCAGGAGGAAUGGGCAAAAACAUCCUUAAUUUUUCUGAAUAUUUUUAA